AUGGAAUCGCCUGCUAACAAAGCUGCCUAUAGCUGGCUGCUUCUACCUGCUGGCAACAACGAAAAGGCGGCUACGGGAGGAUUCAAUGCUUCCAUGGUCUUAGACGGCACGAGAAACCAAGGCUCAACGCAUGUUCAAAUCCAUCGAAAUAUUACGUUCGAAGGUGGCUACAGGCUGCAACGCAACGAUAACGAUCUGGAAGUAAUGGCAAAUCGAAGCAUCAUGUUCGUGCACGUCGGAAAAUCGGGCGGAGAGACUAUCAAGCGUGUUCUAGAGAUCGCAUGUCGGACUAAAGCAAACAAAGAUGCAUUCUUGUUCAGCUUGCGUCACCCUUUGGAUCGUACACUCUCAUGGUUUCGAAACUUUGAUCCUCAAAACUGCCCUGAAGGGAAACGAACAAAGGCGAGCUGCUUGACGGCACAUUCCAUUAAAAAUGAUCCUACCAGUUGGGCCGGUCACUUUUUUGGAGUUUGCUUCUCCAGCGCAGAAGCAUGGGCACAAGCUUUGAGUCAUCCGAAAGACAAAUGCAACGUUCUCGCAUGGGACACCAUCCUGGGACGAAUUGCAAUCCAAGAUGAGUCUUUAGUGGCACACAUGACGGCAAACAUUCGACGAUAUGCGAAAGCUACAGCAGCAAGGUAUCCAGAGAAAGAUGUGCUUGUUGUGCGAAUGGAAUAUAUGUGGAAGGAUCUUAAAGCUUUGGAUCUUAGUUUAGGAGGAACUGGUCGAUUUGGAGCUAUGGCUGGUUCCAAAGUCGCCCACGGAAGCGAGGUGUACGAAUUCCAAAAUGAGGAUCUUUCGGCGGCAUCCGUCGUCACAAUGUGUUGUGCUCUACGAGAUGAAAUGGAAGUUUUUUAUUCUCUUCUUCAUAAAGCGCAAAAUCUCGAUGCCGUUCAUAAACGUCGAACAUGGGAAGAUGCUUUAAGCUAUUGCGGAUCUACCUCAUGGAUAGAUUUUGAAGCACAAUGUCGUACCAUUCAGCAAUCAUUCCAUUGA
Molecule: messenger RNA, 996 nt
Organism: Phaeodactylum tricornutum CCAP 1055/1
Lineage: Eukaryota; Bacillariophyta; Bacillariophyceae; Surirellales; Neidiaceae
Exons: 2
Coding region: 1-996 (331 amino acids)
Source: RefSeq, a predicted model, not a curated record